Messenger RNA from Ostrinia furnacalis (Asian corn borer), 1780 nucleotides. RefSeq names its product caspase-1-like. Gene Ontology annotation, biological process: proteolysis. The transcript has 6 exons. Gene Ontology annotation, molecular function: cysteine-type endopeptidase activity. NCBI's taxonomy places the organism in Eukaryota, Metazoa, Arthropoda, Insecta, Lepidoptera, Crambidae. The record is from RefSeq and is a predicted model, not a curated record. Bases 115 to 1224 code for a protein of 369 amino acids.
CUCGUAUCAGUGCAAAAGCGAAUUUUGACGGCACAACGCGUUAGGUCCAAGUGUCAAUUGUGUAAAUAAAAAACUUUAAAUUGUGCAUAAGUUAAGGAUAAAAUAAUAGAAAAUAUGGACAUGAGUAACCCAAGUCACAGUGGUUACAGUACGAGUGACGCUUUACCGUUCAAUAUACCUACUAACCUUAUUAACAAUUCCGGACCAGGUGAGGAAACUGGGAAUCCAGUGCCACCUGACCCUGGCAGCUCUGAAGAACCCAAUGAUCCUUCAUCCAUAAAGUUCGACCCCGAUUCUACGAUUUACGACUUGUCAGGAAAAAAGGAAAUGAUAGUUUUUACCAACACUCGUUAUGAUAAGAAGUUCUAUGGAUCUCAUAUCUACAGAAGGCGACCCCCCGAUCACGGAGGUUUUGAAGAAGACUUUGAAAUAUUGGACGAUGCGUUUAGCAGUUUUGGGUUCAAAUUAAUCCAGCAUAAAAAUAAGACCUACCUCGAAAUCAUAGACAUUAUUAAUGAAAAAAUUACAAAAGAUCAACCAUGGAUAUCGUGUUUGGCUUUCGUGAUCAUGACACACGGCAACUGGAAUGGAGAACUAGGAGCUUACGACCGUUAUUAUGAACUGAAGAAUAUUUAUGAAUUAUUUGAGAAUGCGCACAUUUCUCUAACUCAUAGGCCGAAACUGUUUUUUAUUAAGGCGAAGCACUUUGAAUUCACUUUCAUUCCUGCAAUUGAAUCCGGUAGACAAAUUGAAGACUGCCCUUUUGGAAGAACAGCAGCUGAUGACAAUAGAACAGGAAGACUGGUCCAUACGGCCUCACACGUCGAGUUCCUUCAAGCGAUUUCAAUAAUGGAAGAAAAUAUAUCCGAGUCAGUUGAUAGCCGAUCUUGGUUUGUGCGUGAUUUCUGCGACGUUCUGCAAGCACACCACCACGAGAUGGACAUCAGCCAGAUGCUGACGAGAACCACCAACAAAAUGGCGUUCAGACCAGUCGAAAAUUCAUCACCACCGCAUUCUCUUCUCAGAGGGCCACCAAAGACUACAUCUACGCUGACUAAAUUAUUAGUAUUCGAUAGCGUGCUUCCUUAUUUCAAUAAAAAACACGACCUACUCAGACAUUGCAGUGUUAGAAAUAUAACCGUCCCCACUUCGAAAAUUAUUUUACGUCAAGACUCUGUUGUGCUGCAGCUACUCUGCCAGCGAGCUCUGAUUUACAAAUUUUAAAUCUUAUGAGAAACUGACUUCUGUGUACAUAAAUGUAUAACUUUUCUAACUAAAGGUAAUAAAAAAUAAAUGAAAUGUAAAGGUAAUAAAAAAUAAAAGACAGUUGUAAACCUUAUUUUCAAAAGUACAAAAUUCUACCUUUGCCUUGUAUCUACAUUUUAAAUAUUUGUAAAUUUGUCCGCUCCCACUUUGAGUUUUUUACCAAACGCGAAGAAUCAUGUCCACAACAUAAUUUGAGAAAUAAAAAUAAAUUAAAAAUACCAACCAUCCGCCUAAAUUUAUCUUAAAUAUGGCCAUAAAAAUAUACAACAAAUUGCCCGAUCAUUUAUUAAAAGAAAAUAAUAAUAGUAAAUUCAUAACAGGACUAAAAAAGCUAUUAACUACGAAAUGCUAUUACACCAUAAAAGAAUAUUUAGACGAUAAAAUUCAUUAGCGAUGUACCUAAACUAUAAUUUUCUAUCUAUGAUAAAAAGAAGCCUCCUCUCUUAUAAAUUUUUAGUUUGAAGCGCCCAACAGGGUCCUUAAUGAUCUCCAAAUAUAACUAUGUAACACUUAA